Molecule: messenger RNA, 2571 nt
Organism: Magallana angulata
Lineage: Eukaryota; Metazoa; Mollusca; Bivalvia; Ostreida; Ostreidae
Product: integral membrane protein GPR180-like
Exons: 9
Coding region: 70-1398 (442 amino acids)
Biological process (GO): response to pheromone; G protein-coupled receptor signaling pathway
Source: RefSeq, a predicted model, not a curated record
GGCAGACGCCGGUCUUCGCAGCUAGCAGCUGGAAAACAGAACGACCGAUAGAAAGGGUUACAAGAUGAGAUGAUACAAAAAUGUUCCCCGGAAAACAAAAUGAGAGCUUUGUUUUGCUUUUCUGUUGUUUUACUCCAAGUGUUCAAAUGCCAAGCUAAAACAGUAUCGGGAACAUUCUCAUCGAAAGUAUCUCUUAGUGAUUGGGGGCAGUAUGUGACAACAUUUUGUUUUCAUGGAAAUGCCUUGAUCAAUUAUACCUUGGAGGGAGAGACGGGUGGAGUCCCUCAGCUGCUUCUAUUCACAAAGGCAGACUUGGAGGAUCUAGAGGAGGAGGAUUGUCAGGAUAAACUCAGCAGAGCCUCCUUCACUUAUGAGCUGAAGAAUACAACAGGAAAUGUGAGUGUGAAUGCUCAGCCGACUCCUCACCUGUACCAUGUCUUGUUUGUGGACCAGUCCACCUGUCUGGGUCCGGACUCCCAGGGGGAGGGGGAGGGGAGUACAGAGACCCAGGAAAUCCAGUACACAAUCCAACUCCUAAAUCCAGACAGUCUCGGAAAUCCGACGGAACACUUCGGAGACGACGAGACAGGUCUCCUUCGGUUCUACCAGCUGUUGACCCUGGCCUACUUUGUACUGGGCUGUAUAUUUGCGCCCCGCCUCCACGAGACCCUCAGUAAGGGCGGCCCCAUGCAGCUGGUGAUCGUGUUGCUGACCAUUUCUACCUGUCUACAGGCCACAGGUACCUUCAUCAUGAUGAUUCACCUGGCCAGGUAUUCCAAAGAUGGAAUGGGGUCGUCGGCCAUUGAGUUCUUUGCUGAAUUCUUUGACGUUCUGUCUCAGUUUGCCAUGCUAUACAUGCUUCUCAGUCUAAGUCUGGGUUGGACGCUGGGUACGUCGUAUCGCUUCGCUCAUCUACAGAUGGUCAGUCGCAAACCCGCCGCUAAAGUGGUCGGCACGCUGGGGAUCCUGCAGGCGGUGCUGUUUGUGUGGGAACAGAUUCAGGACAGUGACCACCGCAUGUACCACGCUCACCGCAGCUUUGCUGGCGUGGCUCUGGUGGUGCUCAGGAUCCUUCUGGCAGCUCUGUUUGCCUGGAACCUGAACGUCACCGUGUCAUCAGAACGCAGUGCUCUACGGCGGGAGUUCUAUAAAUCAUUUACCAAGAGCUGCAUGCUGUGGUUUCUGUGCUAUCCUUUGCUUGUUGUGAUGUCCUGGAUAUUCUAUGAAUAUCUACGUUAUAAGCUGAUUACAAUGGGUGUGGUGCUGUGUCAAUGCUGCGCGGUGGCCAUGUUGUACAAACUCUUCUUCUCCCGCAGCCUUUACUGGGAAGUGUCGGCUCUCUCCAGCACUCUACCCCUCAGAAUGGACCGAACCUUAGGACAUAAACUGUACUCUUGACCUUUAAGGUCACACAUUUGCCAAACUUUAGGACAUACUCUGUAUUCUUGGUUUCAAAUUUUUUAUCAUUAUCUACUGGUAAAUGAGAAUUUUACGUCUCUAUUUUUGUAAAACUGUAUGUAUGUAUUUAUUUUGUUUUAGACUGGUACCCAUGGUUUGGUGCAAGGCUCUGGGUGACAGUAGCUUUUUUUUUUUUUGCAGGCACAAUAGACUUUCUAUUUUUUCUACUGGUUUAUGCUUGGUGCUUUGUUAAUUGUCAAAGUAAUCUUCAAUAUUUUGUCAAAACAGAGAGUGGAAGUAUUUGUUUGAUUCUCCCCAAGAUGUGGAGAUAUUGCCACAAAAAAUAUGUGCUUGCAUUUUUUUUAUUCCACACACCCUGUCACCAAAAAACUUGUUUUGAUUUUUUUUUUGCAAGAUUCUAUUUUUGCAUGUAUAUCUCAUGUUCUUUAGAUUGUUCAAUUUAUCAUUGAAAACUUGUCAUUCAUCAGAGCAUUAAAAAUAAAUAUUCUUUCAAAAAGAAUUUAAAGCUCAUUUUAAAAGCCAAACAUUUGCCUAUUUCAACACAUGUCCAUACCAACUUAACAUUUUUCACUUUUGAACAAAACAUUUUACAAAAGUCAUAUGUUGUUAUGUGUUUCAAAGUAUUCAUGUUUUGUUGUAUAUAUAUUAUCAUAUCGUUGGAGAAUGGGGUAUGAAUGUUGCAUAUAGAUUCAUUCGAUGGGUAGCAGUAAUUUUUAUUGAAAGAAAUGACUUGCUGCUGAAAAAAAAGUCAGCUACCAAGCCCCCAGAUGACCAUGCCUUUAAACUGUAUUUAACGAAUCUGGUUAUUUUUUCAAACUAAGUAAAAAUUGCCUAAUUUAACUGAGUUCUUUAUACUGCAGUCUCUGUUUUAUAACUAUGGUAUAUGUUGUGUAGUGUGCAAGAACCAUUGGUGUACGAUGUGAUGACAGAGGGCGACUGGAGUUGUAUGUCUGGUACAUAAAUUAUACUUUGUUUUUCUGUGAUGGUAUGAUUGAAUCAGAGCUUGUGUGUCUGUAAUUGUACAGGCAUUGGAGACUUGGGUUGUAUGAUUAACACAUUGUUGAAGUUUCCUUCAUGAGAUAUUGUAUGAAAUCAUGUCUUAAAUUGUUACUGUAUGGUUGUACAAUUAAAGAAAUCAUUCGAUAAAUAUCA